Anolis carolinensis (green anole) is the source of this 3829-nucleotide messenger RNA. Its product is annotated as oocyte zinc finger protein XlCOF6-like. Bases 2602 to 3711 code for a protein of 369 amino acids. Gene Ontology annotation, biological process: regulation of transcription by RNA polymerase II. The transcript has a single exon. The record is from RefSeq and is a predicted model, not a curated record. Gene Ontology annotation, molecular function: DNA-binding transcription factor activity, RNA polymerase II-specific; RNA polymerase II cis-regulatory region sequence-specific DNA binding. NCBI's taxonomy places the organism in Eukaryota, Metazoa, Chordata, Lepidosauria, Squamata, Anolidae. Gene Ontology annotation, cellular component: nucleus.
UUAGAGGGAGAGGAAUAAUUGUUUUUAUCCAAUUGCUGCCAGUUAGAAGGCUAAGCUCCUCCAACUUGGUCUCCUAGCAACCCAAUAAAAAAUAAUAAAAACACUAAAAAAUAAUUAAAAACACUAAAAAAUUAAUACAAUAAAAUACUAUAAUAACAGAAAAUAACUAAAAGUAAUACAAGAAAAUAAUAAAAUAUAAUAAAUAAAAAUAUAACUUACAAUAAAAUUAAUAAAAAAAAUUGCAAAUAACGUCAAAUAAAAAUUACACAACAAUUUUUAACCAAUACCACCACCACUUUGCCACAGCAACGCGUGGCCGGGCACAGCUAGUCUAUAUAUAUAAAAGAGUGAUGGCAUCACGGCAGCGGACAAAACAACAAAAGUAAACACCCCCCAACCUCGAAAUUUGACAACACAACCCCUCAUCCAUGCGUCUAGGUUGAUACAACAAAAAGAAAAGAAAAAUAAAGUCCUAAUUAGAGGGAGAGGAAUAAUUGUUUUUAUCCAAUUGCUGCCAGUUAGAAGGCUAAGCUCUGUUCACUUGGUCUCCUAGCAACCCACUCAGCCCAGGGGACCCUUGACCUUAACUACCACCAAUUCCUCAAUACUUUAUUUCCCAUACCACCAUACUUCGCCACAGCAACGCGUGGCUGGGCACAGCUAGUUAUUUUAUAAUUUAUUUUCUGUUAUUUUACUACACUAUAUUAUUUUCAUUAUAUUCAUUAUAUUCGAUACCAUUAGAAACCUUCUUUUGUAUCUGCCUUAACCAUGUGAGGGUGCCAGAGUUUGGGGAGAUAGAAUACCAUCUCAUCAUGGGCUCUGCAGAGGGAAUGCAUGAAUGCCUGAAUGGAACUUAGUUCAGCAUGGACUCAAUUUGUGAACGUGGUUGUGAAUGAGCCAGUUGGGAAGGCAGGUCCUUCUUAGUUUGGAAGAUGCAUUUGGGAAAUGUGGCCGGAGUGACCCUUUGAGAUGCUGAGGAAGCAGAGUUGGGGGUCCCUGUGGCAGGGGAGAUAAGGACACAAUCCAUAAAGAAAUCCUUGUUCCUUUGCGCAUUUAGCACAAUGCUGGUCAUUCACGGAAACCCAGGAUCCAGAACAGGGCUCCUCAAACUUUUAAAGCAGAGGGCCGGUCCACAAUCCUUCAGACUGUUGAGGGCCGAAUUAUCAUUUGGAAAAAGAAAAAAAAAAUGAACAAAUUCCUAUGCACACUGCACAUGUCUUAUUUGUAGUGCAAAAACAACAACAACAAGAACAAUGAAAGAACAAUACAAUAUUUAAAAAUGAAAACAAUUGUAACCAGCAUAACCCUAUCAGGAUUUCAAUGGGAAGUGUGGACCUGCUUCUGGCCAAUGAGAUAGUCAAGUUAAUUAGGAUUGUUGUUGUUGUUGUGUGCCUUAAGUCAUUUCAGACUUUGGGUGAGCCUAAGUCUAAAAUUAUUUAUUUAUUCAUUUACUACAUUUAUUUAUUACAUUUAUAUCCUGCCCUUCUCACCCUGAAGGGGACUCAGACCAGCUGUAUGUACAUAGAAUAUAUUAUAUUAUUAGCAUAGCACAAUAUUAGCAUUAUAUAUUACUAUAUUGAACUAUACCACUAUACUGUAAUAUUAUAUGUAAUAUAUAACAUAUAAUUAAUAUUAUUAUAUGGCAUUAUUAAUAUUAUAUUGUAUAACAUUAUAACAUUAUAAUAUUAUUAUCAAUAUUAUAUGUAUAUACAAUAUAUUAUAUUAUUAAAAUGAUAUUAAAAUGUUAUUUUAUAAAACUGAGGGCGGGGGCCAGGUAAAUGACCUUGGAGGGCCGCAUCCGGCCCCCGGGCCUUAGUUUGGGGACCCCUGAUCCAGAAUAUGUUACACCCUUGAAUGCUGGACGGAGUUCUGCCUGCCUGCCUGCCUUCUGUUCCUUUAACCACGUUUGGGUCUGACCCAGUGAAAUGGGUGUGGCCCUUCAAUAUGGGAAAAGGGUUCAGUUCCCUCCUUCCAUGAUUCCUUCCUUCUCUUAUCCUGUCCUUCUGUGUUUCCUCCCUUCCUUCCAUCUUUCCUUUCUUCUUUCCUUUUUCGCUUUGUUUGCCUUGAGCCAGAGGUAUGCGGCUUCAUGUCUAACCUUUGGCUUCUUCUUUCUUGACCAGGACGUGAGAGUUCUCUGGAGCCACCCCUGCCGUGAUGGGAAAUGAACCAGCUUCUAGUCGAUAUUAAGGCAUUUGGAAACCAAAGUGCAGUAAGGAAACCAGUCCUCUAGGAAAAAGGAUUCCUCUCAAGGGGCUGUUCUUGCUGAAUUCCUACAUUCACUUUGGAUUAUAGAGUAGAACCAUAGAGUCGGAAGAGACUGCAUGAGGCACCCAGUCCAGGCCUCUGCCGUGCAGGAAAAGCGCAAAGUACCCUGGACAGAUGAGCAUCUGGCCUCUGUUUAAAGGAUUCCAGAGGAGCCUCCACUACACUUUGAGGCAGAGAGUUCCACUGCUGAACAACUCUUACAGUCAGGAAGUUCUUCUUAAUGUUCAGAUGGAAUCUACUUUCCUGUAAUUUGAACCCAGUGCUGUGAGUAAUCAGAAAGGGAAAAACAAGAAUCAAGUGUCCUUAUUGGAAUUAAAUGUACAUAGCACUGUUGACAUGGAGGAGAAAGCAUAUAAAUGUAUCGAAUGUGGAAAGAGCUUUAGUCAGCAUGGAAAGCUGAAGAGACAUCAAAGGACUCACACUGGGGAGAAACCCUAUAACUGCCUGGAGUGUGGACAGAGCUUCACUCAGAAGGGAAGCUUACAUAGACAUCAAAGGACUCACACUGGGGAGAAACCCUAUAAAUGCCUGGAGUGUGGACAGAGCUUUGCUCAUAGUUCAGGUCUACGUUCACAUCAAAGGACUCACACUGGGGAGAAACCUUAUAACUGCCUGGAGUGUGGACAGAGCUUUGCUCAUAGUUCAGGUCUACGUUCACAUCAAAGGACUCACACUGGGGAGAAACCUUAUAACUGCCUGGAGUGUGGACAAAGCUUCACUCAUAGUUCAGGCCUACGUAGACAUCAAAGGACUCACACUGGGGAGAAACCCUAUAACUGCCUGGAAUGUGGACAGAGCUUUGCUAAUAGUUCAGGACUACGUUCACAUCAAAGGACUCACACUGGGGAGAAACCCUAUAACUGCCUGGAGUGUGGACAGAGCUUUGCUGAUAGUACAGGACUACGUUCACAUCAAAGGACCCACACUGGGGAGAAGCCCUAUAAAUGCCUGGAGUGUGGACAGAGCUUCUCUCAUAAUUCACAUCUACAUAGACAUCAAAGGACCCACACUGGGGAGAAACCCUAUAACUGCCUGGAGUGUGGACAGAGCUUCACUCAGAGUUCAGUACUACGUUCACAUCAAAGGACCCACACUGGAGAGAAACCCUAUAACUGCCUGGAGUGUGGACAGAGCUUCACUCAGAGUUCAGGACUACGUUCACAUCAAAGGACCCACACUGGAGAGAAACCCUAUAACUGCCUGGAGUGUGGACAGAGCUAUACUCGUAGUUCAGGACUACGUUCACAUCAAAGGACCCACACUGGAGAGAAACCCUAUAACUGCCUGGAGUGUGGACAGAGCUAUACUCGUAGUUCAGGAUUACGUUCACAUCAAAGGACCCACACUGGAGAGAAACCCUAUAAAUGCCUGGAGUGUGGACAGAGCUUUACUCGAAGUUCAGGACUACGUUCCCAUCAAAGGACUCACGCUGGGAAGAAACCAUAGAAAUGCAUGGAGUGUGGACAGAGCUUUUCAUGGAAUAGACAUCAAUUUGAGUUUAGCAUAUUCUAAUAAUUGUAUAUUUAUUUCCUUUCUUAGUUUAAUAAAAUUAUUAGUAUCUAAA